This is a messenger RNA of Python bivittatus (Burmese python), 3333 nucleotides long. RefSeq lists its product as uncharacterized. The record is from RefSeq and is a predicted model, not a curated record. Lineage: Eukaryota; Metazoa; Chordata; Lepidosauria; Squamata; Pythonidae.
CAAAGCAACUUGACAGCUUUGGGUGUCAUUCUGACUCUCCACUGUCUGUCUGGUGAUUUCUAUUAAAUUCCCAGCUUGGGGACAAAGAGAGAAAAGGAAGGAGUCUCACCCUUCUGACAACUUUGGGGAGCCAGCCAGGAGUCCCAAGCUAACCAUGUGAGUGUGGCGGGGCUUUGCGGAGGCACAGCUGGCCCGGGGCUCUCUUGGCCCGGUACGUCCUGCUUAUCCUUGCUGUUUCUCACUGGGGAAGUAAAGGGGCUCUCGGCUUUUUUGCCGACCAAUCAGGUGGAUGGCCAAAGACUCCUAUCAGCAUGGCUGCUCUUCUUCUGUAGCAAAAGAAACUCAAGAACCUACAGUGGAUACAAAGGGCUUCCUUCCAUCUGGAGAAGCAGUCCCGUGGUCCAAGAUGAUGUGCCCCAACUUCCGGAUCCUUUCGGCCCAAGGUUUCCUUCUCUGUACUGUUCUUUUCUUUGGCAACUGGGAUCCUUGUGCAGUAGCAGAGCCUGAUUCUAUCUCUGGAGCACCUGUUUUCCCCAACAAUUCCAUGAACAGGACAGGCAUGAUACCUUUCGCUUGCCAGAGUUUCCAGUGUUCUGGAGAGAGAUGCUAUCAGGACGAAGCCCACGGAAACAAUACGCUGCCCUGCCACAAUGCUUCACGCUGUGAGCUUUAUCGCCUCAACAGCACCAGCUACACAGCACGGUGUAGCAGUGACUGCGGAUGGGCCAACGCCACCGAGAUGUGCAUCGGCAAUGGUGGCCUGAGCCUGGAGCUGUGCAUUGUAGAAUGUUGCAACUCACCAAACUGCCUGCAGCUUAAUGCCACGGCCUAUGGUGACAGAGCACCCACUACCACCCCAGUUCCCACCACCAUGACCACCACCACUGCACCACCCCGCAAUGGAAAGGUCUGCUCAAGCUUCACCUGCCAUGGAGAAGGCUGCUUCAAAGGUCAGAAGUCCUCAACCAGCUGCAUUGUGGGCUAUAACUUCUGCGAGAUGAAAAAGACAGGCCGCCACUUUGUGGCAGGCUGUAGCAAAGUUUGCAAAACAACUGGCCCUGCCUGCACCACCGGAUCCGCUGCUCCGUGCUAUCAAGAGUGCUGUCAGGCUAUGCCCAAAACCAGCUGCCUGAAGCUGGACGGCAAAGUGCACUUCAAUGGGACGAGGGGCCUGGCGUCAGCUGCUCUGCUGCAGCUCUUGGCCUGGGCUGCCCUGCUCAGCCUGAGCUGCAAUCUCUCCUUCUCAGCUGGACCCAACUGAUCAGCUGCUUGGUGCCCUCAGAUCUGCUAGGAGCCCAGUCCCCGCCCUCUCCCCCAGCUGCUUUCCUUCUGUUCUCCUGGGCUCCUCUUCCCAGGAAAGCAAAAGGCAUCCAGGAAAGUGCUUCUCUCCUUUCUAUACCGCCAGGUGCCCAGGCUAUUCUGUUUUCACCCCAAACAUCAGUUGUGCGUAGGCAGUGGAGCCCAAAGGCUCAGCAGAGGCACCCAGUAUUCUUCAGCAGGGCCGUAGGGACCCUGGACGGCCCACAGUCCUUGGAGCUGGCACGAGGGAUCCCUCUUGGGUCUCUGGGAAAUCCUGUUCCAGGACAAGCCAUUGCUGCCGCCGCCAGGAAGUGGGAUGACUGGGCUGAGCCCCCUCCCGCUCUUCCUCCUGACUUAACUGCUGCUCCCUCGUAGAGAACUCCAGGAGUCAGGCCGAAUGCCGGAAGGGACACUAAGCCAAGGAAGCAAUGUCUUUGAAAAGAAAAGGAAAUCUAGCUAACUCUAGUUUACACCACUCUUUCUUUCAGCCACCCUCUUUCUUCAAACCUUUCUAUCUGUGCAUACCAACUUUGCUUCUGGCUGCUUCCUUUACUGCUGCUUAUUCUUUACACUUAUUUCCUUGUUCUUUUGCAGGAUAUCAUCAACUCCAUCCAAGCCCAACUUUCUCAGUCUUCCCUUCCGCUCAAGCAUUCAUUCUUCCUUCAUUUCACAAUUCAGUCUUUAGCUCCACGUGACCACUCUUACUGCAUCAACUCCAUAUUCUCACAAAACAUUCCAUAAUUCAAGCCUCUCAUAUGCUUUCUCUAAAUGAAGAAACAUACAAAUAACUUGCUUUCUCACAUUCAUACAUUUUUAAAUGAGCUGCUGAACAGCAAAAUAUGGUCUGCACAGCCCCUGCCUGGCUAAAGCCACCCCACACUUCAGAUUUGAUCACUGUCAUUCCUUAUACACUUACAAUCAGAAUCGUGUCACAUGCUUUUCCAGGCAUGCUUAACAAACUAAUCCCCUACAGUGUUUGCGUUCCCUCUGGUUAUGCUUGUCAGACCCAAUCCAGGAACUGCAAGGAAACGAUUCAUCCAAAUUCAGUUCCUUUAUUGAUUACACCUAUAGACAGAAUCUUGCCAGACUCAAUCUAUACUACAGCAACUGGUGGACACACCCUGGGAGAUUCCAUGGAGUGGCUAUCCUGAACCUCUCAUGCUUCCCAAGCUCCCCCUCCAGACUGUGCUGUCUCUUGUCCCGCUUGCCCUUCCUGGAAUGCCCCCCUCCCUCCUGAUAGCCUUGCUCUCUGCUGCAACCCACCACAGCUUCUCUUUAUAUGUGGGAGCAAUGGCGGCAUGCUUCCAGGUGUCAGGCAGAGGCAGACUUCACACACAUUACAGAGUUCACACAGCCACUGUACCAGGAAUAAAAUCCACCAGUUAUACCAAAGACCACAUUUCAGCAUUCUCACAAGUAUGGCAAGUAUGGCUUGCUCCUCAUCUUUUUGGCCACUAACGGUAGCAUUCUCUCAAUUCCAUACUUUGAACUCUCACUACUAACAGAAUGCUCCUAACAACAAUUUCCUCACCUCUUUCAACCCAAAUCAUCCCAUCCCUUCCAUUUUCCAUUCACUCUGCUGGAGGCGUCUUCUUUGGCUCUCUUCGCCCAUGUCCCAAACUAUGUUUUACUUCUGCAAAAAUCGCACUGCAUUUUCUUUGCCCCUUCUAAUCCCAACCACCCCUCACUGCAUUCUUUGCAACUAUUUUGUUCUCUCUUCAUGCAUGAUAAGAGCCUUCCUUCCACCUCAUUUUUCGCAACAGUAAAUUCUCUUAUUUGCAUUUUCCCUCCUCGGUAGCCAAUUUCAUUCUGACAUUCCACCAAGCAUCCAUUCUGUGCUUUCCAGGAGCUGUUGUAACUCUCUGCAAGAUGCUUUCGCGCUGUCCCCAGCAGCGCCAGCUCUCCUUUGCUUAGCUCCGCUUUCCGCAGAUCGAUCCGUUUCGUGGCGCUUUCGCACGCAGCCUCAGUCCUCCUGCGCCCACUGAAUGAAGCUCGGCUUUCCGGGCAGAAGCAGCCCCCGCUUCCCCCCCCCCC